Leptosia nina is the source of this 765-nucleotide messenger RNA. The record is from the annotation of a GenBank genome assembly. Lineage: Eukaryota; Metazoa; Arthropoda; Insecta; Lepidoptera; Pieridae.
AUGGGACUUCAAGGUCGGAUUAUGCUAAGAAUACCGUGGUUAGUGCUUCUGUUCUCUACAUCUUUCGGAGAUUUAAAUGAGACUAAUUCUACGGAGACUGUGAGUUGCUACAGAGAACAUGAUUAUGACGAUUUGGAUGUCCGAUCGGUAACGGGAAAGUGGAAGAUUGUGGAACUGUACUUGCAUAUGAGUAAGGAAGGUGUCACGACGUAUAAAAGUUGUCCAACCGUUGUGAUUUGGGAAGAGGACGAUUUUCCAAGAUCAACGUUUGGGCCUUCAACAGAGAACCAACAACUACACCACGUGCAAGCGAUAAGCGCACAGUUUAGACACGAAUAUAGACAUUUACGCCUGUUGUGGGAUGAAGCAGGACAGACUCUUGAAUAUGCCCUCUAUUUCCGAAACGACUCUGCUGGAUAUUGGCAGACUUUUGACGUACAAAAUGGUACUCUCGCUGCGAGGCCGUCGUAUCAGCAGUUUACAGGGACUGUGCAGGUCUUAAAAGCGGUGAACGACCACUUGGUCCUCAACUUUUGCCAAGAAGCCAACGCAAAUGCACCAGCUCAGCUGUAUUCGGUGUUGUUCUCGAGGGAUCCAGGACAGAUGGCGCGCUGGGAAGUCGAAGCUGUACACUCGAUGCUACAGACUAAAAAACUUUCAGUAGCCUCAAGAAGAAUGGUCUGCGGAAAUGGAUCAGACAGGGCGAUGUAUAGUGUUACAUUUUCUAUUCUCUCUUGUUUAUUCGCUUUUAGUUUGUUUCAGUGA